This is a messenger RNA of Acipenser ruthenus (sterlet), 498 nucleotides long. RefSeq names its product metallothionein 2 (gene mt2). The transcript has 3 exons. The record is from RefSeq and is a predicted model, not a curated record. Gene Ontology annotation, molecular function: metal ion binding. NCBI's taxonomy places the organism in Eukaryota, Metazoa, Chordata, Actinopteri, Acipenseriformes, Acipenseridae. The coding region runs from base 127 to 318 and encodes 63 amino acids.
UGAGUGAGACUGAUUCAAUCAGGAGCUCUGGUAUAAAUACAGGGGAAGCGCAGCGCUUAAGCACGCACUUCUUCAGCUCCAGAAUUCGAUUACUGCAGACUCGUCACCGGGAAGCAAAGCAAAGACAUGGAUCCGCAAUCUUGCACGUGUGCUCAGGGUGGUUCAUGCAGCUGCGGUGAAAGCUGCAAAUGCACGGACUGCAAAUGCAAAACCUGCAAGAAAAGCUGCUGCUCCUGUUGUCCCACCGGCUGCAGCAAAUGUGCCCAGGGCUGCGUCUGCAAAGGGGGAGCCACCUGCGACACCGGCUGCUGCAAGUGAAAACGAGAAAAACCGAUCAAAAGAUUCUUCCUGUAAUUAGUCUGUGACGACGUGUUGAUAGAUAGGCCCCUAUGUCUGGAGGCUAAUGGAUAUGUGUGUAAAAACUUACAUCUGUUUUGUAACUUACUUUUUUUUUUUUUUCUUUUAACAUGAACAAAAUAAAGUCUUUAAAUUGCUAAA